AUGUUUGGGAAAGCCAACAAUCGUUUCCAACAUAAAAAUAAAUCGAAGGAUAAAAGACCCAAGCAAAAGGACUUUCAAGGAAAAAGGGGCAAAGAAAAGAGAAAAGAUUUGCUAUUGUCAACGAAUAAUUUAGAACAAAUUGAUACUGAGAUCGCUUCACUUAAAAAGCGAUACGAAGAGAUUUUACCUGCCAACAUUAAGAAGUUUUCAGAUUUUCCUUUGUCCCAAAGAACAUUAGGAGGACUUACCAAUUCCAAGUAUACUGUACCAACAGACAUCCAGAGGGAAUCAAUUGGACUUGCAUUAAAAGGUCAUGAUGUUUUGGCUUCUGCAAAAACAGGAUCAGGGAAAACCUUGGCAUUUAUUAUUCCGAUUCUUGAGUGCCUUUACUGUCAGAAGUGGUCUUCAAUUGAUGGCCUUGGAGCUCUUGUCAUCUCCCCAACAAGAGAACUUGCUUAUCAGACUUUUGCAGUUCUUCGACGUGUAGGAAAGCAGCAUGACUUCUCUGCAGGAUUGGUGGUUGGAGGAAUGGAUCUCAAAGUGGAAUCGAAAAAAAUAAACUAUACAAAUAUAAUUAUUUGUACGCCAGGGCGCUUUUUACAGCACAUGGAUGAGACACGGAACUUUACAGCCACAAAUUUACAAAUUUUAGUUUUGGAUGAAGCUGACCGCAUCCUUGAUUUAGGAUUUUCUGAAACCAUGAAUGCCAUCAUUGAAAAUCUUCCCCCUUCAAGGCAGACUCUUCUUUUUUCAGCCACACAGACAAGAUCAGUUAAGGAUCUUGCUCGUCUUAGUUUAAAUAAUGAUAACCUUUUUUAUGUGUCUGUUGAUGAAUUUGCUGAACAUAGUACGCCAUCACAACUCGUUCAGAACUAUAUUAUUUGUGAAUUAGAAGACAAAAUGACUGUCCUGUGGUCCUUCUUGAAAAAUCACCUGAAAAAAAAGAUUGUUGUAUUUCUAACAACCUGUAGUCAGGUGCGUUAUAUAUUCAAGGCUCUGUGUCACAUGAGACCUGGUAUUUCUCUUCAUGCACUUUAUGGUAAAAUGAAACAGCAUAAAAGAAUGGAAGUCUUUCAACAAUUCUGUUUUAAGCAGAGUGCUGUGCUUUUUGCCACAGACAUUGCUGCCCGAGGACUGGAUAUUCCUGAAGUUAACUGGGUGAUACAGCUUGAUUGUCCAGAAGAUGCAAACACUUACAUCCAUAGAGUAGGACGUACGGCCAGAUACAAGAAAAAUGGAGAAUCAUUGCUUUUCUUAUUGCCAUCUGAAGAGGCUGGAAUGCUGACAGAAUUACAAAAAAAGAAAAUACCGAUUAAACAAAUACAAGUUAACCCGAAGAUGUUGUGGGAUAUUCGACCUCGUCUCAAAUCCCAAUGUGCAGCCGAUAUAACAAUGAAGGAAAAUGCUAAAAAGGCUUUUGUUACAUAUGUACGAGCUGUAUUUCUGAUGAGUAAUAAAAAUAUAUUUGAUGUCCAGAAGUUAAACCUUGAGGAAUUUGCUGGAUCUCUUGGUCUUGAAAUCACUCCCCGUGUGCGUUUCCUGGAACGAGAACAAGAAAGACUGGCAAACAAAGAGACUUUAAUGGCAAAAGAAACAAAAGCUGAAGAUUCAAGUGAAUCAGAUAAUGCUUCUAUUGAUGAAGAAGUGUUGGAAAAAUUGCUAAAGCUAAAAAAAAGACAAAGUAAGGCUAAGGAUGCUGAUAGCUCUGAAGAGUCGGAUGGUGAGAGUGAUGAUGAAAUUUUGAAAAAGUUGCAGAAGCUACGAGCAAGAGCAAAAGCGAGGGAAAAGAAAAAUGAACAGUGGUCAGGAUCUGAAGAAAAUGAGGAGAUUACAGAGGGAAAAAGUGAAAGGACAUAUGAGAAAGUUGGUGAUGAAUCUUUAGAUGAGGAUUCAGAUGAAGAAGACACAGAAGAAGAGAAUAGAGAAGAAAAAAAAUCGCCUAAAAUAACAUUAAUGGAAGAUGAUGAUGAUGGGGGUGAUCUGUUAACAUUGAAGAAAAUAAUACUACCUGAGCCUGCAGAGGAACUGGAAUCUAAGCCAAAAGAAGCAGUAAAACAAUCAAAAAAAGUACUGACAAAAAUUGCUUUAGCAAAGAGAGCAUUGAAGAAACAAGUCAAAAUGAACAUCAAAGUGAAAUUUGACGAACAAGGGGAGGAAAUUCAAGAUGCCUACCGAGCUCGUCAGACUAUUAAAGACACAACAGAUGAUUCUGCUGCUGCAGGAAUUGAUAUAGAGGAAGCUAAGAAAUUUAUGGAAAGUGAAGAUAAAUUUGACAAAAAGUUGUAUCAAGAAAAAAUCAAAAUGAAACAUCAGGAGAAACGUUUAAAGAUGAAAGAAAAGAAACGAUUGGAAAGACAAGGAGAAGAGAAUGCUCCAGUGGCUGUUCUUGGUUCUGGUAAAGAUGAAGAUGAGGUUUCUGAAGAACAACAAAAUAGCAGCAGUAGUGAUGAUGAUGAAAAAGACCAAAGUUUUGACAGUGCUGAUUAUGAUGAUGAUGGUGACAGGGAAGAUGACAUGAAUGAUGAGGAAGAUGAUGAUGAUUAUAGCAGUGAUGAUUCUGAACCAGUGCCAAAACGUAAACGGUUAAAUAGAGCUUCCCAAGAAGAUUCUUUGAGUGAUAGCAAUGAAGUGGAAGAAAGUACAGAAAUGUCACUUCAAGACAAGGAAGAACUUGUACUGAAAAUGCUUCAGUCUUCCAGGAAAUGA
This is a messenger RNA of Acanthosepion pharaonis, 2706 nucleotides long. The record is from the annotation of a GenBank genome assembly. Lineage: Eukaryota; Metazoa; Mollusca; Cephalopoda; Sepiida; Sepiidae.